Molecule: messenger RNA, 933 nt
Organism: Lepisosteus oculatus (spotted gar)
Lineage: Eukaryota; Metazoa; Chordata; Actinopteri; Semionotiformes; Lepisosteidae
Source: RefSeq, a predicted model, not a curated record
UUACCCACAUGGAAACGCGCGCCGGCGUUAACCGUCCAGCAUCACGCAGUAAGGAGUCUCCCAGGUUUCAGAGCCGCCGGAACGAUUUGAACCGUGUGUCCAGGCAUGAAGAUCGAGGAAGUGAAGAGCACCACGAAAACCCAGCGCAUCGCUACGCACAGCCAUGUCAAGGGCCUGGGGCUGGACGAGGCCGGGAUGGCGAAGCAGGCUGCCGCCGGGCUGGUGGGCCAGGAGAACGCCAGAGAGGCCUGCGGCAUCAUCGUGGAACUGAUCCGCUGCAAGAAGAUGGCCGGCAGGGCGGUGUUGCUGGCCGGACCCCCAGGAACUGGGAAGACUGCUCUGGCACUGGCCAUGGCUCAGGAGCUGGGGAACAAGGUGCCUUUCUGCCCCAUGGUGGGCAGUGAGGUGUACUCCACGGAGAUCAAGAAGACCGAGGUGCUCAUGGAGAACUUCCGCAGGGCCAUCGGCCUGCGUAUUAAGGAGACAAAGGAGGUGUACGAGGGCGAGGUGACGGAGCUGACGCCCUGCGAGACGGAGAACCCCAUGGGCGGCUACGGCAAGACCAUCAGCCACGUCAUCAUCGGCCUCAAGACGGCCAAGGGCACCAAGCAGCUCAAGCUGGACCCCAGUAUCUACGAGAGCCUGCAGAAGGAGCGGGUGGAGGUGGGAGACGUCAUCUACAUCGAGGCGAACAGCGGAGCUGUGAAGGUAACCCCAGCACCGCGCCUGGCUCUCUAUCCCCCAGCGCCCCCCAGGCUUUCAUUUCCCCCUCCUCCCCCCGUCUCCCUGCUCUGCUUUUCAUCCCCAGCUGCUCUCCUCUUUCUUCCCGAACGGAUUCUCUCGUGCCCCUCGGAUGCCUCCGUCCUGCGCCGUGUCUUUGUCCCGCUCCCCUGCGCGCUCCCCGCUGUGCCGUGCUGACUGGCGUGUCGACAC